This is a messenger RNA of Acanthaster planci (crown-of-thorns starfish), 1371 nucleotides long. RefSeq lists its product as uncharacterized. Lineage: Eukaryota; Metazoa; Echinodermata; Asteroidea; Valvatida; Acanthasteridae. The record is from RefSeq and is a predicted model, not a curated record.
CUUCAUUCAACGGUGUGCAUGCAUGCGAGCACAACCACGCGUUCACUUACCAGGCUUCCGAGCUAGCUACGCACGAUGUAUCGAGAAAGGACAUUAUUCAACUCAAGCGUACGCGUGAAAACUGAACCCGGUGUAGUAGAAACCGGAGAAAAAGUACUAGAAUUUAUCCGAAAAUCCACCAUGACGACCCUAAAACAUGACCCUAAGGACAUCACCGAGCGCGAACAGGUGCGGAAGAUAUUCCUUGGGGGUCUGAAUUCGGAGACAGUUGAGGCGACCCUGCGCGACCACUUUGGCAAGUAUGGGGACAUGACAGACUGCUGCGUCAUCAGGGAUGCCGCCAAGAAGUCACGCUGCUUUGGCUUUGUCACGUUCACCAAGAUGGCCAUGGUGGACUCCGUCAUGGCCGACUUCAAGGAGAAAGGCGGCCCCGCGAUUGACGGCAAGACGAUAGAGAUCAAGAGGGCCAUUCCGCGCGAGGAUUCGUGCGAAGGUGCUGCCAAGGAAAGAGUGAAGAAGGCCUUUGUAGGGGGCAUCAGGGAAGAGACCACAGAAGAUGACCUGAAGGAGUACUUCAGCAAGUACGGCACCGUCACGGAAGUCAAGAUCCCCACAGAUAAGACUACGAAGAAGCGGGGAUUCGCCUUUGUCACCUUUGAUGAUCAUGACAUCGUCAACAAGAUAGUCGCAAUAAAGACGCACUACAUCAAGGACAGACGGUGCGAGGCCAAGAAGGCCGUGCCUCGGAAUGCGAUCAGCAAGAAGGAUGGACCUGACAACUUCGGAGGCGGCAGUAACUUUAGAGGGGGUUCAGGGGAUUUUGGAAAUAACUUCAGCAACGACAGAGGUAACUUUGGUGGUGGUUUCAACAAUGGCGGAAACUUCAGCAGUGGGCAGGGUUUUGGAGGCAAUUUUGGAGGGAACCAAGGAUUCGGGAACAACUUUGGAGGUGGCGGGGGAGGAUUUGAUGGUGGAAGCUUUGGCAACAAUUGGAACAGUGGCGGUGGGGGUGGUGGUUUCAACAACUUUGGCAGGAACUACGGUGGGGAUAGUUCCAACUUUGGGCCCAUGAAGAACACACAGUUUAACAACAGAGGCCAGACUCCAUACAGUGGUGGUAACGGAUUCGGCAACAAUAUGGGGAGGAAUAUGGGAGGGAAUAUGGGCGGUAAUAUGGGUAACAUGGGUGGCAAUAUGGGCAACAUGGGUGGCAAUAUGGGCAGCAAUAUGGGAAACAUGGGAGGCAUGGGUAAUAUGGGUGGUGGUAUGGGCAAUAUGGGCGGCAACAUGGGUGGCAAUAUGGGCAACAUGGGGAACAUGGGCAACAACAUGGGCGGUAAUAUGGGCAACAUGGGCCGAGGCAUGGGCGGG